GCGCCAGUUACGGAGAGGCAGGACUCGGCACACUUGAAUUGUGUAGGAAUUUCGAAAUAGGUAGUGCAGUGAUACGUAAACGUUAAUAGCCGGCGAUUGCGAAAGAGAAUGGGGUUGCUGGUCUUGGCCUGUGUUUCAUUGUUGGUGAGUGGCUCUUUGGCUGUGGAUCGAGGAAACUUCAAAACCUGCGACCAGAGUGCCUUCUGCAAACGUCAACGGGCUCUCAAGGCAGGCCAGUCGCCGUACAGAGCCCUGCUGGACACGCUGGAACUCAGUGAUUCCAGGGUCACACUACAGCUCAUCAAUGACAACAACAAGGUGCGUCUUCUGCUGGAGCUGUACCGGCUGCAAGGCAACAUGACGCGGGUCAAGAUCAACGAGCUGAAGCCACUCAGGCCCCGCUUUGAGGUGCCGGACGUGCUGGUGUCCGACCCACCCACUGAGCCUAUGUCGCUGUUGUCUCAGGAUGACAACGGCGUGGUGCUGUCCCUGGGCGUACAGCGGCAGCAGAGGCUGAUUGUCAGCGCUCGGCCCUUCCGGCUGGACAUUGUGGAGGGACCCGAGGUGCUGAUGUCUCUCAACUCCCGGGGCCUCCUGGCCUUUGAGCACCUGCGCAUGCGCAAGGACACUCAGGCCAAUCCUGAGGGUGGCGAGGCGAAGGAGGAUGCAGAUGGAGAAGAACAGCAGGUGGAAGCAAAGGAGACCGUAGAAGAAGGUGUUAAAGAAGAGGAGAUGGAUGGCAUGUGGGAGGAGACAUUCAAGUCGCACACUGACGGCAAACCGAAUGGGCCGACCUCCAUCAGUCUAGACUUCUCUCUGCCCGGAGUAGAACACGUCUAUGGCAUUCCAGAACAUGCCGACACUCUCAAAUUGAAGACCACAGACGGUGGGGAUCCCUAUAGGUUGUAUAAUCUGGACGUGUUCCAGUACGAGCUGUUUAACCCCAUGGCCCUGUACGGAGCUGUACCCGUCAUGCUGGCCCAUAGUACGGCACGCACCAUGGGCCUCUUCUGGCUAAACGCUGCAGAGACCUGGGUGGACAUUAGCUCCAACACCGCUGGAAAGACCGUGUUUGGGAAGAUGCUGGACUACGUUCAGGGCGCCAGUGAGACGCCACAGACGGACGUGCGCUGGAUCUCCGAGAGCGGCAUCAUCGACGUCUUCAUCAUGCUUGGCCCCACUCCCUCUGACGUCUUCACCCAGUACGCCUCCCUGACCGGCACUCAGUCUUUCCCCCCCAUUGCUGCCCUGGCCUACCACCAGUGCCGCUGGAACUACAACGACCAGGAGGACGUGCAGGCUGUGGACAAGGGCUUCGAUGAGCACGACAUCCCCUACGACUUCAUCUGGCUGGACAUCGAGCACGCCGACGGCAAGCGCUACUUCACCUGGGACCCCCACAAGUUCCCCACCCCCAAGGACAUGCUGCAGGGCAUCAUGGACAAACGCCGCAAGAUGGUGGCAAUCGUAGACCCUCACAUCAAAAUAGACAGCAACUACAAAAUCCACAACGAGAUCCGGGCCCAAAACUUCUAUGUCAAAAACAAAGAUGGAGGAGAUUAUGAAGGCUGGUGCUGGCCUGGGAGUGCUGGUUAUCCAGAUUUCACCAACCCCCAAAUGCGGGCCUGGUGGGCUAGUAUGUUUGCUUAUGACCAAUACGAGGGUUCUAUGGAGAACCUGUACACAUGGAACGACAUGAAUGAGCCAUCUGUUUUCAAUGGACCAGAGGUCACCAUGCAUAAGGAUGCUAAGCAUGGCGACUGGGAGCACCGUGAUGUCCACAACCUCUACGGCUUCUAUGUGCAAAUGGCUACUGCUGACGGUUUGAUCCGCCGCUCUGGGGGAGUUGAGCGUCCGUUCGUCCUCACCAGGGCCUUCUUCGCUGGGUCUCAGAGAUACGGAGCGGUAUGGACCGGUGACAACGCGGCAGAGUGGGACCACCUGAAGAUCUCCAUCCCCAUGUGCCUCAGUCUGGGCCUGGUGGGCAUCUCUCUGUGUGGAGCUGAUGUCGGGGGUUUCUUCAAGACGCCCAGCGCCGAGCUGUUGGUUCGCUGGUACCAGACGGGUGCCUACCAGCCCUUCUUCCGCGCCCACGCCCACCUGGACACCCCCCGCCGUGAGCCCUGGCUCUUCGGGCCCGAGAACACGGCACUGAUCCGUGAGGCCGUGCGCCAGCGCUACGCCCUCCUGCCCUACUGGUACCAGCAGUUCUACCAGGCCUACAGGACCGGCCAGCCCGUCAUGAGACCAUUGUGGGUAGAGUAUCCCAAGGACACAGCCACGUUCACCAUGGAUGACCAGUUCCUUAUUGGGAAGGACUUGCUGGUGCACCCUGUAACUGAGGAGGGCUCCCGGGGCGUUACGGCCUAUCUGCCAGGACAUGGAGAGGUCUGGUACGAUGUCCACACAUUCCAGAAACACAACGGAGCUCAGAGCCUGUACAUUCCUGUUACCAUGAGUUCUAUUCCAGUAUUCCAACGUGGUGGUUCCAUUAUUCCCAAAAAGCUCCGGGUCCGGAGGUCCUCCUCAUGCAUGGAGAACGACCCCUACACUCUUAUUGUGGCUCUGAAUCCCCAGAGGACUGCAGAGGGAGAGCUCUACAUUGACGAUGGCCACACCUUCAGCUUUGACACCAAGAAGGAGUUUAUUCACAGGAGCCUAACCUUUGCCAACAACGUCCUCUCCACUAGGAACCUGUGCCCUGAGAGCCAGCUCUCCUCUCCCUCCUGGAUCGAGAAGGUGAUCAUUCUUGGGGCCAGUAAUCCCAAAGGGGUCAACCUUAAGACUGAUGGUAAAGUGACUCCACUGGACUAUGAGUUUGAUGCCUCCAUGUCGGUGCUGACCCUCCGUAAGCCUGGCGUGAACGUUGGUGCAGACUGGACUGUGGAGCUGCUGUGAGGCUGGUGGGGACUGGGCUCAGGAUCCAUAGGGUGGAUGUGGCCACAGGCUGUGGUGACCACACGUGGAUAAAUGACCAAGGCAGGGAAGCUUGUAAGAGGCACAUGGAGACCAAGCUGAUUGAAUAUGGGACUACGAUCACAUAUACACACACACACACACACACACACACACACAUACCCCC
This is a messenger RNA of Alosa alosa (allis shad), 3082 nucleotides long. It is a transcript of the gene ganabb, whose product is annotated as glucosidase II alpha subunit b. The record is from RefSeq and is a predicted model, not a curated record. Bases 109 to 2898 code for a protein of 929 amino acids. Gene Ontology annotation, molecular function: carbohydrate binding; glucan 1,3-alpha-glucosidase activity. The transcript is spliced from 24 exons. Gene Ontology annotation, biological process: carbohydrate metabolic process; N-glycan processing. Gene Ontology annotation, cellular component: glucosidase II complex. NCBI's taxonomy places the organism in Eukaryota, Metazoa, Chordata, Actinopteri, Clupeiformes, Clupeidae.